Plectropomus leopardus (leopard coralgrouper) is the source of this 1806-nucleotide messenger RNA. Its product is annotated as sodium- and chloride-dependent GABA transporter 2-like. The record is from RefSeq and is a predicted model, not a curated record. Gene Ontology annotation, biological process: sodium ion transmembrane transport; nitrogen compound transport; amino acid transport. Gene Ontology annotation, cellular component: cell projection; plasma membrane. NCBI's taxonomy places the organism in Eukaryota, Metazoa, Chordata, Actinopteri, Perciformes, Serranidae. Gene Ontology annotation, molecular function: gamma-aminobutyric acid:sodium:chloride symporter activity.
AUGGAGCCAGUGAUUAAUCCAGAGAAGAAACCGAUGAAAGACGACGACAAUCCAAAUAAUCCUCCAUCCAAGUCUGUUAAGAGAGGCCAGUGGGCCAACAAGAAAGAAUUCAUUUUGGCAGUUGUUGGAGAAAUCAUUGGUCUGGGCAAUGUUUGGAGAUUUCCAUAUCUAUGCUUCAAAAAUGGAGGAGGAGUGUUCUUGGUUCCAUAUGUUUUGUUCCUGUUCACUUGUGGGAUGCCCAUCUUCUUUCUGGAAUUGUCUCUGGGACAGUUAACUGGUCAGGGUGGAAUCACAUGUUGGAGGAAAAUAUGUCCUCUCUUUGAAGGUUUAGGCUAUGGAAGUCUAGUGCUGAUGCUAUACACUGUGAUGUAUUAUAUUGUCAUCCUGGCCUGGGCAUUCCUCUACCUCUUCUCCUCCAUCAACACUGUACUCCCCUGGGCCAGCUGUAACAACACCUGGAACACAGAGUACUGUGUCGAUUAUCGAACAAAUCAUUCAUCUGUUGGUCAUGAUUCUCAGAACGCAACUUCUUCAGUUGAAGAGUUCUGGCAGAGGAGAGUCCUGGGUCUGUCUCAAGGUAUAGAAGAGAUGGGAAAUAUCCACUGGGACCUGGCUGGAUGUCUUCUGCUCAGCUGGGUUGUUUGUUACUUCUGUAUCUGGAAAGGAGUCAAGUCCUCGGGAAAGGUCGUCUACUUCACAGCCACAUUCCCUUAUGUAAUGAUGACUGCUUUGCUGAUUCGUGGUGUGACGCUGCCAGGAGCCAUAGAUGGUAUUCGAUUUUACCUCUCUCCUGAUCCAUUGCGUCUGGCUGAUCCUCAGGUGUGGAUGGAUGCUGCAAGCCAAAUAUUAUUCUCCUAUGCUGUCUGCACGGGCUGUUUGGCAUCUAUGGGAAGCUACAACAAAUACAACAACAACUGCUACAAAGACGCAUUUGCCCUGUGCCUGAUGAACAGUACGACCAGCUUUGUUGCUGGCUUUGCAAUAUUCUCUGUCCUUGGCUUCAUGUCCUAUGAGUUGGGUGUCGACAUCUCAACAGUGGCUGCAUCAGGUCCUGGCCUGGCUUUUAUUGCCUACCCUCGGGCAGUAGCAAUGAUGCCUUUACCCCAUGUUUGGGCUGCCUUUUUCUUCAUUAUGAUUAUCUUCCUCGGACUGGACAGUCAGUUUGUGAAUCUGGAAGCCCUGGUCACAUCCAUAUCAGACAUGUAUCCAUCCUUCUUUUUCAUUGGUCAUCGACGUAAACUACUCUUGCUGGUCUCCUGUAGUUUGUGCUUACUCAUCGGACUCUCUAUGGUCACUGACGGAGGACUUUAUGUGUUUCAGCUUUUUGACUACUACGCCUGCAGUGGAAUCCCAUUAGUACUUUUUGCCAUUCUGGAGUCUGUUUGUAUAGGAUGGGUAUAUGGUGCUGAUCGCUUCUACGAUAAUAUUACGGACAUGAUUGGAUAUAGCCCCAUGCCCUAUAUGAAAUAUUGCUGGAGGUACAUCACUCCAUGUGUAUCUACAGGCAUAUUGCUCUUUUCGUUGGUCAAAUUCACCCCUCUGAGGUACAACAACACCUACCAGUACCCCUGGUGGGGUCAUGCCCUCGGGCUAUUUCUUGCUCUGUCUUCAGUCAUCAUGACACCACUGUGGUUUCUCUACAGUCUGACUGGAACUUCAGGAACACUGAGACAGAGACUUAAAGUGGUGACAACUCCAGCAGAUGAUCUUUCCAGAGCAACACUUAAAAAAUCUGUCAACUCUGAGACAUGUCCUUUUGACAAGGAACAUGAACUAUGUGCUUUGAACAUGACUGAAAAUAACUGA